This is a messenger RNA of Carya illinoinensis, 886 nucleotides long. Its product is annotated as auxin-responsive protein SAUR50-like. NCBI's taxonomy places the organism in Eukaryota, Viridiplantae, Streptophyta, Magnoliopsida, Fagales, Juglandaceae. The record is from RefSeq and is a predicted model, not a curated record. The coding region runs from base 51 to 587 and encodes 178 amino acids. The transcript has a single exon. Gene Ontology annotation, biological process: response to auxin.
AAAAAGUCACAGCUAGCUAGCUGCCCUCUCUGUAGCAAGCAAGAAAGUUCAUGGAUUCAAAGAAGUCUAACAAGAUCAGAGAGAUUGUUAGGCUUCAACAGAUCCUGAAGAAGUGGAAAAAGCUUGCUAAUGCUCCAAAAAACAGCUCCAUUAAUACUUCUAUUUCUAGCUCUACCAGCACCACCAAUAUUAGCAAUGGCAGUAAAAGCAUCAAGUUCCUAAAGAGAACACUCUCCUUCUCAGAUGUUGCGGGGGCUUCCACAGAUGUCGUCCCGAAAGGCUUUCUUGCCGUUUGUGUAGGGAAGGAACUGAAGAGAUUCAUCAUCCCGACACACUACUUGGGUCACCAAGCAUUUGGGAUAUUAUUGCGAGAAGCCGAAGAAGAAUUUGGCUUCCAACAAGAGGGCGUGCUCAAAAUUCCGUGUGAAGUAUCAGUGUUCGAGAAAAUCUUGAAGGCGGUUGAAGAGAAAAGGGAGGUAUUCUACUUACAUGAGGUUGGUUUCGAUGCUGAAAACGAAAAGAUUGGAUACUGCUACUCAUCGGAUUGUGAGCUCACACCCUCUCAUCAUCCUCAAAUGUGUAGAUGAGAAGAUGAUCACCUGAUUUUUCUGCUUCACCAAAUGCAUGCCUUGCUUCUUUUCUUUUUUCUUUUUUCUUUUCCCACUUUAUGUUUUGAAUGUAAUGUAUAAUUACCGAGAGAAUAGUGAUCGGAUCUGGGGAGAUUUUAGAGUGAAUAAGAUCUGUAUCGACUUUCACGAAGGAAAAUAGGUAUGAAUUAGUUGCAUAUGGAUUAGGAUCCAGGUUGUAUCGUAUCUGCCAUUAUUUUGGUGGAAAAGGACAAUGAUUUUCUCCAUUAUAAAGGAAAAAGCUCCUUGAGUUUCCUCUC